AUGAACACAAUGAGGAAGCUAUUUGCCUUGCUCGCCGUACUCGCCAUGUCCAUGGUCUCCCCAGUAGCAGAAGCAGGGAAACUUGGCUACGGCGGCACUGGUUACGGAGGCCUAGGAUACGGUGGCCUAGGAUACGGUGGCGGCCUAGGUGGUGGCCUAGGUGGCGGCCUAGGUGGUGGCUUGGGUGGUGUCGGCGGCGGUGUAGGCGGUGUAGGCGUCGGCAGCAGUGUUGCUCUUCUUAGCGGCGGGCCUGCCUUUGCCAAGGCCGUGGCCGGACCAGCGUUCGUGGUGAGGACGGUUCACCACGUCAACAAAGUCAGCGGUGGAGGAGCUCUUGUUGCCCACUCUGGCCUCGGAAGCGGAUACGGAGGCUACGGAGGCUAUGGAGGAUACGGAGGUUACGGAGGCUAUGGAGGUUACGGAGGUGGCUAUGGUGGAUAUGGUGGCGGCUAUGGUGGCUACAAAGGUGGUUACAAAGGCUAA
Messenger RNA from Dermacentor silvarum, 483 nucleotides. RefSeq names its product shematrin-like protein 2. The record is from RefSeq and is a predicted model, not a curated record. The transcript is spliced from 3 exons. The coding region runs from base 1 to 483 and encodes 160 amino acids. Lineage: Eukaryota; Metazoa; Arthropoda; Arachnida; Ixodida; Ixodidae.